This is a messenger RNA of Aspergillus versicolor CBS 583.65, 758 nucleotides long. RefSeq lists its product as uncharacterized. The coding region runs from base 51 to 383 and encodes 110 amino acids. The transcript has a single exon. The record is from RefSeq and is a predicted model, not a curated record. NCBI's taxonomy places the organism in Eukaryota, Fungi, Ascomycota, Eurotiomycetes, Eurotiales, Aspergillaceae.
ACCUCAACCUACUCACCUACCAUAGAGAGACAAAAAAAAAAAGAGGAGAAAUGACAACGCCCUUCACAUCCCACAGAAAGAAACCCUCUCUCCUAAUUCCAUCCAAACGCGCUCUCUUCGCACAACGCAAAGCGGCCACAUCAAGUUUCGGGGUCAGCGCAUCACCACCACCAACACUCGUAAUCCGCAGCUCGGCUUCGACGGAGACACAAGCAGCAGCAACAGCAGCAAACCAUCUGCAAGACCAAUCCAAGACUGAAAAUAGAGAGGAGAAGAGCCAGGGACCGGAGAACAGAACGAUAGAGGCUGAUUUUUCGGCGGCGCCGCAGCCGUUUCUCGACCCGCCGCUUUGGGAGAGGAUGAAGAGUGCAGGUGGGGAAUGAAUUGGAUUGAAUGAUUUGAUUUUGAAAGGGAUUGGUAGUUGCGCUGGGGAGAGGAUUUAUUUAGGAUGAAAGAGAUGCAGAUGUUGGUCUUGUUGGUUCGAACUAUUUAUCAGUUUGUUUUGGAAUGGUACUUUUCUUUCUGUGAUGGAUAUUGUUAUUUCGGCGUUGAUUUUAUAGGGCAGGAGGUCAACCACAGAUAGAUAGCAUAGUGGAUAUUGCUAUGAACAUUUGCGUAUAUACGAGUUAGAUUAUAUUUUCGGACUACGGAGGAGUCAUCACGUAAGAGCGCAGAAUAGAUUGCAUGCAUAGAUCAAAAUCGCUAUAAAACUGAGAAGAAUAGUAUGAUACAAAGUCAUCUUGAUCGUCAAGGUCAUC